Messenger RNA from Halteromyces radiatus, 2541 nucleotides. RefSeq lists its product as uncharacterized. Gene Ontology annotation, molecular function: ubiquitin protein ligase activity. The record is from RefSeq and is a predicted model, not a curated record. Lineage: Eukaryota; Fungi; Mucoromycota; Mucoromycetes; Mucorales; Cunninghamellaceae. Bases 15 to 2234 code for a protein of 739 amino acids. Gene Ontology annotation, biological process: protein polyubiquitination. The transcript has 12 exons.
UAUAUGUGUAUUUUAUGGACCAUUUUAGUACCUCCGUUUAUGAAUCAUUCAAUAGAGUUGACAGAUCCUCAUUUAUAGCUCUUCAACCAACUCAACGACCGUUAUCAGUAGAACCAGCUGCUUUGGCAGAUGCUGCAAUCAAGUCAUCAGAAGUGGACAAGGCGACUGGUCGAUGUAUAUGCUGUCACUGUGAACUACAAUACCCAGAAUUAAUAUCUCGAUUUCGUUGUCCUGUAUGUGGCACGGUGAAUGAUUUGAAACCUCCUUUGGAAAAAGUAUGUUUACAACCUCCCCUGACUCUACGAUACUUCAAACAAUUGGUCAAUGAAUGUAAAAGGAAAGAAAAGAUGGAUACUACUCAUACAUGCAAGGAAUUAUUUUAUCAACCAGUUGAAGAUUUAAUCGAUGCUACUUUUGGAAAUUGGAUGUGUCUUAAUGAUAGCUUUUCAAAUGGAAACACAACUACUACUGAAGAUUGUGGUGUGGCAUUGGAAGAUACUCGACGAAUGUAUAAAAUCUUACUCAGCUUGCCUAUCAAUGUCAUUCGAGUCAUGAUGAAAGCAACAGAUAAACUAUUGAAACGACCGACUGUCCCUCUACGCCGCAUGAGUGAUAUUCGAUUCCUUUUGAUCAUUUUGGAGAAUCCUCUGUUAGGUCAACACAAUUUCCCUGCUGAAACAAAAUAUCAUUACAACAUCCUGCAACACGUGUUUGGUCUUCUCAGCUGCCUCAACAACGAAUGUCAUCAUGCUCUUGUCAAUUGGUUUUCAAGAUAUUCACCAGCCACGUUUGUGAAACAAGUUGAAUUGGUACAAAAGUUUAUGGCUCAUCGUAUCACUCGUGCAUUGAAAAGCAAGAGGGAUCUACCAAUGGCGUAUGAAUCAGAUUGGAAAGUGGCCAGUGCUGCUCGUGUUAUGGCCUUAUUAUUUACAGCCAAUCAAAAAUCAUCCAAGACAGCUUUAUCCAACUUUUACAACACCAUGGUGGAUUACAUUCAUUUGAUGGCGGAUUUUGAAUCAUGGCAAUCACAAUCAGGAAAAUUUGCUUUUUGUCAGUACCCUUUCUUGAUUAGUAUGGGAGCCAAGAUGCAAAUUAUGGAAACGGAUGCAAAACAACAAAUGGAAAUCAAACGACGAGAGGCAUUCUUCAAUAUGCUCUUUCAUCAACGUGCUUCUUUACCUUACUUGGCGUUAAGUAUUCGACGACAACAUCUGAUUGAUGACUCUUUACGACAGUUAGUGCAACAUGAAUUGGAUCUCAAGAAAUCACUACGCAUAAAAUUUGUUGGGGAAGAAGGUGUAGAUGCUGGUGGAUUACGUAAGGAAUGGUUUUUACUAUUGGUACGCUCUUUAUUUGAUCCUCAAUAUGGUAUGUUUACGUAUGAUGAAGAAGAAGAAAGUACUCUUUGUUGGUUUAAUCCUGGAAGUUUUGAAAAUGAAGAUCAAUUCUUUUUGGUGGGCCUAGUUCUUGGUCUCGCUAUAUAUAAUUCCACUAUCCUGGACAUUCAUCUUCCUUUGGCUUGUUAUAAGAAAUUACUGGAUCAAAAGGUGGGAUUAGAAGAUUUGGCCGCAUUUCAACCUAGUUUGGCUCGUGGAUUGCAGCAACUCUUAUCUUUUACUGGUGAUGUAGAAUCUACAUUUUGUCGUACGUUUGUGGUGGAACGGAAUAUAUUUGGAGAACGUCAAAUUGUACCUUUGUUACCAGGUGGGGAGAAUAUAAUGGUCACCAACAAGAACCGAUUUGACUUUGUGGAUCUUUAUGUGGACUACGUACUCAAUAAAAGUGUUGAUCAUCAAUUUGGCGCUUUCCAACGUGGCUUUUAUCAUAUAUGUGGUGGCAAUGCUCUUUCAUUAUUCCGACCUGAAGAAAUUGAACUACUUAUACGAGGUAGUGAUCAACCUUUGGAUAUUGAUCUAUUACGUAGUCGUACAGAAUAUCAUGGUUUUGAACAAGAUGAUCCAAUCAUUACAUAUUUCUGGAAUGUCACCAAGGCAAUGGAACCAUCUAUGCAAAGGAAACUCUUGAUGUUUGUUACAGGAAGUGAUCGUAUCCCAGCUACUGGAUCAAGUCAACUCUACCUUCAAAUUACAUGUGGUGGUGAAGAUGUUGGUCGACUUCCUUCAGCUCAUACUUGCUUCAAUCAAUUAAUCCUUUAUCAACACAAAACACAAGAUAGGUUAAAACAAUUGUUGGAGACAGCGAUAUUAGAAAGUCAAGGGUUUUAUGUAAAAUAAUAUAAUACCAUUUAGUUUCAAUUUUUUUUUUUAGUAGUAGUUCACCAUUAUACCUCUUUUAUAUAUACACACACUUCGAUUCUUAGUCGUUGAAAUAAAAAGACUGUCGACAUUAAAAAAAAAUAAUCUUUCUCGCGUCAAAUCCAUACUAUACGUUUAUCAUUAUCCAUAUAAUUACAAAUAUGAUAUACGGUGCAACUAAAACAAUUCUUUUUAGUAUUGACCUUUUCAUAUUUCACAUUCAUCAUGAUAAAGAUUUUACUUCUUUAUUUGUUAUAUUCAUCCAUCACUGUUUUGUGGUGUGUUG